Molecule: messenger RNA, 1589 nt
Organism: Nerophis ophidion (straightnose pipefish)
Lineage: Eukaryota; Metazoa; Chordata; Actinopteri; Syngnathiformes; Syngnathidae
Gene: parla
Product: presenilin associated, rhomboid-like a
Exons: 10
Coding region: 60-1202 (380 amino acids)
Cellular component (GO): membrane
Molecular function (GO): serine-type endopeptidase activity
Source: RefSeq, a predicted model, not a curated record
CGUAUUAUGAAAACUCUCAGAGUGGGCGGGGCUUCCGGUUGAGGUCAACACAAAUAAACAUGGCGUGGAGAGGAUUCGUCGUGAAAUGGGCUCAAACAAACGUAAUUACAGCUAAAAAUGUAACUCCGCGAGGUUCCAGAGUGGACUCUUACAACCAACUGAGGCGUGGAUUCCGUCAUGAAGCUAAAAAAACAGAGACAAAGAAAGGCAACGUCAGCCCAGAAACACACAACACGUGUCCAACUGAACCUCCACCGCGACCUAAUGUCCCCCUACGAAAGCUGCUUAAGCCACUGAUGUUUACAGUCGGGUUUACAGGUUGUUCUUUUGGUGCUGCUGCCAUCCUGCAAUAUGAGAGCAUCAAGUCAAGAGUUAGGACUCUAAGAGAUAAAGAGGAGCCGGAACAAUUCCUUGAGGGCUCCGCAGACAUGGUGCACUGGCACGACUGGUGGAACCAGCUGACGGGCUUCCAGCGCCAGCUCAUCCUCCUCAUGUCCGUAGCCGAUGACCUCUGGGGCAGCCUCACUGAAGGCCAGAAAACCGUCUCAGGUAUUAUUGCGCUCAAUGCUGUAGUCCUGUGCUGCUGGCGGAUCCCCUCGAUGCAAAGAAGCAUGCUAAAGUAUUUUAUAUCCAACCCAGCCUCCAAGAGGCAAUGCUUUCCUAUGGUCCUGUCCUGUUUUAGUCACUACUCCAUCAUCCACAUGAUGGCCAACAUGUAUGUCCUGUGGACAUUUUCCUCUGGGAUCGUCUCCCUUUUAGGGAGGGAACAGUUCCUCGCUGUCUACAUGUCUGCUGGUGUGAUUUCCACCAUGGUUAGCUACGUGUGUAAAGCAGCCUCAGGACGCAUUUAUCCUUCAUUAGGAGCGUCAGGUGCAGUCAUGGCGGUGCUGGCUGCUUUCUGUGCAAAUGUGCCGGAAGCCAAACUGGGCAUUCUUUUCCUCCCUGGGUUGUCUGUAACAGCAGGGAAUGUUAUUAAAGCAGUUGUUGCUGUGGACACAGUCGGGCUGCUGUUGGGAUGGCGGUUAGUGGACCACGCUGCUCACCUUGGCGGAGCUCUCUUUGGAGCCUGGUAUGUCACCUACGGCCACAAACUGAUCUGGAGCAAGAGGGAGCCUCUUGUCAAGAUCUGGCACGACAUUCGCUCUCCUGGACGCGGAGGGUCCAGACCUGGAGGCAGAGAAGGGCCAUACAGACCUAACUGACGCUCCUUUUUGCUUGGACGUGAUUACUGGCUUCAGGACACUUUUUAUUCAGUGAGAUGGUGCUUCCAAUGUUUAAUAAUACUUUUCUAUUCAUUUGCAUUCAUAGUAAAGGUAUUUAUUUCUGGUGACAAAUGUGUUGCUCCUACCUCUUCAACCCCUAUCAACUACAUUUUUAAGCAAAAGCCCAUCAGUAAAGAUAACCUCAAGUUAGUUAACAUCUAACCUUUUUUAGUCAUUGUAUCUCUUUCUAAUGUGUACGAGAGACCUCACUUUGCCCACUGACUUCAACACUGAUAAAAGUAUGACUUUAUCAUAUUGGGUGUCAUCUGAGCUAACAUUAUUGAAACCUGGUUUUCUUUUCUACAUAAAGUGCAUAUCCAGAAAGUA